UCACUCGCCGCCACUGUCCACCACAUCCACAUUCCAACCAUGGCCCUGUUUCUGCAGCUACUGCCUCUGCUGCUCUCGAGGGCCCAAGGGGACUUAGGAGCUUCUCUGGACGGUCGCCCUGGGGAUCGGGUGAAUCUCUCCUGCGUAGGGGUCUCACACCCCAUCCGCUGGGCCUGGGCGCCUAGCUUCCCCGCCUGCAAGGGCCUGUCCAAAGGACGCCGCCCGAUCCUGUGGGCCUCGACGAGCGGGAUCCCCACCGUGCCUCCGCUCCAGCUCUUCGCUGGCCGCCUACGCUCCCUGGACCCUGGUAUCCGACGGCUGGAGCUCCUUUUGAGCGCGGGGGAUUCGGGCACCUUUUUCUGCAGAGGCCGCCACGAGGACGAGAGCCGUACGGUGCUUCACGUGCUGGGGGACAGGGCCGAUUGCCGGGUCCCAGAGUCUACCCACGGGUCCGUGUAUCCCCAGGUGCUGAUCCCACUGUUGGGCGCUGGGAUGCUGCUGGGACUGGGAGCUUUGGGCGUGGUCUGGUGGCUGCGCAGGCGCUCGCCCCCGCCCCCGCUUCGACCACCGCCCAGAUUUGCUCUGUCCCCCCCAAAUAGUUCCACUGGUGAAACUCGAGCCCCAGAGGCCAGUAAAAGAGGAGGAGCCCAAGAUUCCAGAGGACCUGGAUCAAGAACCGAACCUACUCUAUGCGGAUCUGGACUAUAUGGCCCUCCAAAGACCUCGCCGGCUGUCCACAGUGGUGCCUGCUGAUGCCAAUACUAUCUAUGCAGUUGUAGUUUGA
Otolemur garnettii (small-eared galago) is the source of this 784-nucleotide messenger RNA. RefSeq names its product megakaryocyte and platelet inhibitory receptor G6b (gene MPIG6B). Gene Ontology annotation, cellular component: plasma membrane. The transcript is spliced from 6 exons. The coding region runs from base 40 to 753 and encodes 237 amino acids. Gene Ontology annotation, biological process: blood coagulation; integrin-mediated signaling pathway; platelet formation. The record is from RefSeq and is a predicted model, not a curated record. NCBI's taxonomy places the organism in Eukaryota, Metazoa, Chordata, Mammalia, Primates, Galagidae.